CACACACAUGGAGGAGCUGUUGGACCAGGGUCUGGGGAUGGAGGAGACGACCCACGGCCCGCUGAGGAGGCCCUCACUGAAGGAGAUCUACCACAGUGACUCCCUGCUGGCACCUGACACUGACUUCAUGACAGGUUUGCGGGUUUGAACAGGUUCCUAUCACUUCUGAUUUGUCACCAGAAAAGAUGCUGAAUUGGACAUUGGACGACUACUGAGUUUUUAAGCAUUAUCAACCCCACCCCCACCUCUAUACAAGCACACACCCUGAGCAAAAAGGCUUUAAGCACUGUCAUACACAUCACUGCAUCCCAGAGUGUGUCAGGCGACCACCAAGGAAAGGGAGGAUCAAAACAUCAGUAACAUCAUCUCCUGCUGCAGAUCCUAUAAUACUGCUUGGAAGCUGUAAACAGAGGCGGACAAAACACCAGACAGGCUGCUCUGUGAGUGUGUGUGUGUGUGUGUGUGUGUGUGUUUGUGUGUUUUGUAUGAGGAGAUGAGAUCUUAGUGGACAUCAGCCAGUGGAUCAAAAUCAGAUGGAGGGAGAGCAGGCCCAUCUGACUGGAGCCAGAGGAGGAAAGAGGAGUGAGAGAGUGUGCUCGCGAGAGGAGAGGAAGACGUCUGGUGUUGUGGAGGAGGGCCCACCUGGCCAGCAGAGGCACCCUGGCUACUCAUCAGUGUCCAGGGUCUCCCACGAUGACCGCAGCUCGGCAGCCAGUGGCCUGGACGUGGCAGACCGGUUGACCUACCUGGAGCAGAGGAUGCAGAUGCAGGAAGAUGAAAUCCAGCUGUUGAAGAUGGCUCUGGCUGACGUCCUCAAGAGGCUCAACAUCUCUGAGGAGCACCAAGCGGCUGCUGCCACUGCUACUGGCAGGAGAGCAUCGGGCGCUAAAGCCAGGCCAGUGUCUCUAGCUCUGCCCUCCAGACCACCCAUGGUGACCUCCAGCGCUGCCUCCCUGAAGAAGAGCUCCACGCUGCCCUCCAGCUCCACAGCCAGGAACUACAGCCCAACGCCGCCCCGCAGUGGUGUGAAGAGCCCACCAGGUAGUGUGAAGGACAGUCCAUCUAAGACCGCUAAAACACAACUCACCUCUGCAGCCUCCACCUGUAAGAAACUUCCAGAAGGCAGCAAGUCCAAGGAGGCUGCAGUAGGUGUAGGGACAAGGCGUGUGACACACUGCAAAGUGACUAUGCAGAUCUAUCUGAGCCCCCUCGCAAGAAAGACUGGAUCUUCUGAGACCGCCAAAUCUGGGGCCGCGGUGCCUACAAACAGCGGGCCCACGGCCACGCCUAACAACCCUCAGGCAAAGGGGGGCAGCCGGCCACAGGCGAGGAAAACAACCCCAUCCUUCACCUUAAACCUGCAGAAAACCACAACCAGCCAGAACGCAGCGCAGGACACAUGCUACAAGAGCCCCACCAAAUCGCCCAGCCAGUAUUUUCAGAUUUGUUACUGAGGCAAGCAGAUAGAGAUAGAUUUAUUACAAAUGUGUCCUUUCCAUCGAGUUAACUAAACCCAAACAAAUUAUUAAAAGCCUCAAUCAACCACUUGAACAUAAACUUCAAAUAAAGACUUUCUUCUAAUGUCGAAAAAACAAGAAAUUGAUUUUAAAAUGGGGAGCUUCUUAAAUUGCAGGGAUGAUUUUCCUCUGUAGUUCAUUCUGACUUUGUUACAUUUGGUUAUGUUCAACAUGAGCACUUAACAGCAUGUUCGAACCAUUUACGUUUGAGUAAUUGUCAACACGGUGUUUUAUGGCAUGAUUAUUUAUUUCAAGGAUAGUGUGAAAGCUUGAAUGCAUUUUUAGCCUCCUCAGAGACCACAGUGUAGUCAUAGAUCCAUUUCUCACAUGCUAGUACCUGCAUAUUGUUUCACUGAAUGCCUGUGUUUACUGUAAACGUUCUCUCCGUCACUCUAUAUGUGAAGUUUUGAGUUUGUAAGGCAUGGAUGUGUUUGUAAGUAAGGAUGUGUGUCUGUACUGUAGAUGUCUUCGAGCACUGGCUGUGCGACGGAAGAGGGAAACUGUGUUUAAUGUCAGUGAGUGUGUGUCAUGUCUCAUGCCUGUGUGCUGUGAUGUUUCUAGUCUUGUAGUUGAUGUUCCACUUUAAGCAUGACUUGUAUACAGUGUGUACCAGAAUCAGUAAAAAAAAAAAAUUAAAAAUGGCUCCUUCUAGUUCAGGACAAACAAUAAAAAACUACGACCACUA
Molecule: messenger RNA, 2202 nt
Organism: Siniperca chuatsi (mandarin fish)
Lineage: Eukaryota; Metazoa; Chordata; Actinopteri; Centrarchiformes; Sinipercidae
Product: echinoderm microtubule-associated protein-like 1
Exons: 9
Coding region: 534-1454 (306 amino acids)
Source: RefSeq, a predicted model, not a curated record